AUGCCAUCUCCCCUCGGCCCCAGACGGAAAAAUUACUAUGGCCAAAGUCAUCCAGACGCAUCUACGGGCGGAAUCAAGCGAGGAGAGAUUACAGAGGUCAUAGGACCCCGUGGGGUGGGGAAGACCGCAUUUGCAAUGGGAAUUGCCGCAAGCGUGCUACAAGCAGCGCAGAAAGUUGUCUGGAUAGACGAAUUCCUCAAUCAACUACUAUACUUCCACCCACCAACCAUUGCCCAUCUCCUAGCCCUAAUAUCUCACUCACCAAAGGGAUUCCCACCCCCAGAAGCGGGCCUAAUAGUGAUUGAUUCCAUAUCUUCCCUCUUCACCUCCGAAUACCGCACCAGACAACCACCCGGAAACCGAAAAGCUAAGUUCAUGGCAACUGCGGAGUCCAAGAAUGAAAGAACUCGCUGGAAAAUCAUCGGCAACCUAGCUAUGAAUUUGAAAAAACUUGCUGUCCGACUCAAUUGUGUUGUUGUCGUCAUCAACGAAAUGGCCUCGCGGUUCCGGGGGAAGCAUCCACCUGUGCUGCACGAGGCCCUCUCAGGCAUGACAUGGGAUUCUGGAGUUGCUACACGCAUAAUGCUCUGUUGGCAUUGGUUACCCCCUAGCUCUCAAUCACGAGUGCGCAUGAAACGUGUGCGUUUUGCGGAGGUGGUUAAGGCUGAGAAAGUUGUGCAUUUGCAAGGAAGAUCACAGAGGAUCGUUCCAUUUGUAAUUAAAAAGACCGGUCUCCAUGAAUUCAGUCCCAGGCCUUGUGGCACGCCACUCUCCAUCUCCACCCGCAUCCCCAAUCGCGCGCAUUUGAUACAUGCGCGGGCAAAAAGGAAGCUCGGCGAUGCCAUAAGCGGCAGCCCAGACACGAGUCGGAAACCCCGGAUUGAGCACGGAGCAACGCCAGGGGUCAAAAUUGAGAACAUCGACCAAGAAGAAGGUAAUGGAGGAGAGACACCCUCGGAUGCCUCUUUGAUCUUGUCAAUAAAAGAAGAGGACGAAGAAGAGGGGUAUGAGUACGAAUGGCUAGAUGAAGAUGGGAUAGAAUUUGCUGAUGAGACUGUUGACGGCGAAGAAGCUGGAAGCGAUGACCACACUGGCCGUGAUGGUGACGAUACGAGUGAGAGCGGUCCUCGUUUCAGCCGCACAAUGGGAGGAGCUAUUGAGGAUGACACGGUUCUAUUACUCCAGAAUAUCUCUGACGAUGACGAAUUUGAUUGA
Histoplasma capsulatum G186AR is the source of this 1215-nucleotide messenger RNA. RefSeq lists its product as uncharacterized. The transcript has 4 exons. The record is from RefSeq and is a predicted model, not a curated record. Gene Ontology annotation, biological process: DNA repair; meiotic DNA recombinase assembly; reciprocal meiotic recombination. Lineage: Eukaryota; Fungi; Ascomycota; Eurotiomycetes; Onygenales; Ajellomycetaceae. Bases 1 to 1215 code for a protein of 404 amino acids. Gene Ontology annotation, molecular function: four-way junction DNA binding; ATP-dependent DNA damage sensor activity; crossover junction DNA endonuclease activity. Gene Ontology annotation, cellular component: Rad51C-XRCC3 complex; replication fork; Rad51B-Rad51C-Rad51D-XRCC2 complex.